AUGAUUGCAUCCCUUCAUUAUCAUCACCCAGAAGUGUUGUCCAUUCCAUAUAUCCCUUCAUCCACGAGAAGAGAGGAAAAUGAACUAUUACUUCUGAAAGAGAAUCUUCCGUUCGUGUCCAUUCUUCUUUCAUUUCACAAGUGGUUGCUAUCAAAGGUGAGAAGAGAGUUCUUUGUGUUUUACUUACACUGCAAGAACGAUUUUAAUAUUACGAUAUAUCCUUCGGUUGCAUUUGCAUUGUCGUGUCGUGUGAGUGCUUUGAUUUCAAUGUAUUUGAGUCCAGAGAGAGGUUCAUUCGAAGGGUUUGCGUCCUUGUCUCAUAGUUUACUAUUUUUGGCAAUGAACUUUUUAUCCCUAAUUGGAUUUUUAAUUUUUGCCGUGUUCUUUGUCUAUCCAUUUACCAUGUCCAAUCAAAUGGAUGGAGUCGAGGAAGAUCGACUCAAUGAGAAAACUUAUCGACCUCUCGUCUCUGGUGAGACUUCUUUAGAAGAAACCAAAAUUCGAUGGGCGUUUGCAUGCACCAUUUACUUGGCCAUGAGUGCAUCUCACCAUCUCUUUUGGUAUGGUCUGGUGUGGACUCUUGCGUAUGUUCUUCAUAAUCAUUGUGGAUUUGCCAAGAAUUGGUUUUUCAAGAAUUUGUCAAACACCAUCGGUGUUGUCUGCAUGAUUAUUCCUUAUUGGCAUAUUUUGAAUGGAUUUCAUGACAACGACCACACCGUAAAGAUGAUGGUCUAUAUUAUUGCGUUGACCUUCCUAAUGACCAUCGAUGCUCAAGAUUUUCGAGACUUGGAAGGAGAUGCCAUGUCUGGUCGAGUGACACUUCCAAUUUUGUUAGGUUCCUAUUCAAGAGUAGUCUUUUUAGCUAAAAGUAUUGCAGCAGGAGUGUUUUACUUUGUUGCCAUGUUGAAACUUUGUCAAUGGUAUUCUGUGAGAUUUGAAUAUGAAUGGAUUUUUAGAGUGUACUGUUUAAUCACACCACUGCAGUUCAUUGGCAUGUCCAUUGGUUUCAUGAUGAAUGGCAAUUUGACAAGUGACUCUGAAAAGAAGAGAUAUUACGACGAUCGUAUUUACAAACUCUUGUUUACUUCGUGGUAUGGAAUUCAAUUACUUGGCCUUCCAAUCAUGCACGCGUUGGUGUUCCAAUAA
Messenger RNA from Naegleria fowleri, 1146 nucleotides. RefSeq lists its product as uncharacterized. Lineage: Eukaryota; Heterolobosea; Eutetramitea; Acrasida; Naegleriidae. The transcript has a single exon. The record is from RefSeq and is a predicted model, not a curated record. Gene Ontology annotation, molecular function: transferase activity, transferring alkyl or aryl (other than methyl) groups. Gene Ontology annotation, cellular component: membrane. Bases 1 to 1146 code for a protein of 381 amino acids.